Cajanus cajan (pigeon pea) is the source of this 925-nucleotide messenger RNA. RefSeq names its product phosphoribosylformylglycinamidine synthase. Lineage: Eukaryota; Viridiplantae; Streptophyta; Magnoliopsida; Fabales; Fabaceae. The record is from RefSeq and is a predicted model, not a curated record.
AACUACGAAUUUAUCGUGUGUUGCGGAGAACAGAGAGAAAAAAUGGCGUGCAGGAGCAUGCUUCGUUCAUCGAUUCUGGUGGAACCGUUUCGAUUUCAGCCUCUUCAUUUUAGUAACGGUGGCGUUAGGGCUGGUCCGUUUCGCCGUGGCAAAGGCGUAACCCUCCGUUGCUGCUCUUCUCACAGCGAGACGCCGUCGUUUCAGGACGAUCAAGGUCCCCCUCAAGAAGCCGUGUUGAAGGCCAUUUCCGAGGUGUCUAAAGCGGAAGGGAGGGUUGGGCAAACCACUAACAUGGUUAUUGGAGGGACUGUUUCGGAUGAUUCUACUAAUGAAUGGCUCACUUUGGACCAGAAGGUGAACUCAUACCCUACCGAUAGGGGAUUCACUGCAAUAGGAACUGGAGGUGAGGACUUUGUGCAAGCCAUGGUUGUUGCCGUGGAAUCCGUAAUCCAGCAGCCAAUUCCUCAGGGACGCGUGAAGCAUAAGUUAUCAGCAAGGGGCAAAUAUGUAUCCGUAAACAUUGGGCCUGUCCAAGUUGUUUCCAGUGAACAGGUCCAAGCUGUAUAUAAUGCCAUGAGGAGGGAUGACAGGAUGAAAUAUUUUUUGUAGUAUGUUAGAUUUUGUAUAGAAUGCAGUGUUUCCACGGGGUUAAUUAACACGUCUGCCUUAGAGUGGCUGGGCUGGUUUUGUUCUUUGAUUCAUCCAUGAUAUCAGAUGUAAUCACAUGAUGCAAAUUGGACCUCUUCCGUAUUUUAUGAAGAUGUAAUUAGUAUAUGAUUUGUUACCCAUAGUUAUAAUAUUAUAAACAUUACUUUCUAGUGCAUAGUGAUAGAGUUGAAGGUGAUCAUGAAUCGUAGAUGUCCUGUUUGGUCUUUACAUACUAAUUUCAUUAGUUUAUUAUUAAGAACUCAUUCUUAUUUCCUGA